This is a messenger RNA of Lacerta agilis (Sand lizard), 2655 nucleotides long. It is a transcript of the gene VPS16, whose product is annotated as VPS16 core subunit of CORVET and HOPS complexes. NCBI's taxonomy places the organism in Eukaryota, Metazoa, Chordata, Lepidosauria, Squamata, Lacertidae. Gene Ontology annotation, biological process: vacuole fusion, non-autophagic; intracellular protein transport; endosomal transport. Bases 109 to 2622 code for a protein of 837 amino acids. Gene Ontology annotation, cellular component: lysosomal membrane; HOPS complex; cytoplasm. Gene Ontology annotation, molecular function: actin binding. The transcript is spliced from 24 exons. The record is from RefSeq and is a predicted model, not a curated record.
UCAAGAUGGCGGCCUCGGCUUCCCUGCGUCCGCUUGCCUGGGGUGGGCGCUGAGGGCGGAAGCGUCCUGGGGAGAAGAGCAUCUCUGCUGCGUCCAGGGGCGCAAGGCAUGGACUGCUACACGGCAAACUGGGACCCCCUCGGGGAAGCGGCCUAUUACCGGAAACUGGAUUUGUACACCAUGGGCUGGGACCUGAGAGAAGACCUGCGGGAUUGCUUGGUUGCUGCCGCGCCCUACGGAGGCCCCAUCGCUUUGCUGAAAAACAAGAAGGAGAAAUCUCCCAGUUCCCGGCCACCUCUGGAAAUCUACACUGCCUCGGGGGUCCUCUUGGCUAGCAUUCCGUGGAAGAACAGUCCGGCUGUGCACCUUGGCUGGACGACCAGUGAGGACCUCCUCUGCAUCCAGGAAGACGGCUCAGUCCUUGUCUACAGCCUCUUCUGUGAGUUCAAGCGGCGCUUCAGCAUGGGCAACGAGGUGCUUCAGAACCACGUGCUGGAGGCCAAGGUGUUCCACACGGAAUAUGGCACAGGGGUGGCCAUCCUCACCGGGGCCCACCGCUUCACCAUAGCCACCAACGUCGAGGACUUGAAACUCCGCAGGCUGCCUCAGGUACCAGGUGUCCAGAAGCCCCCCUCCUGCUGGGCCGUCCUGUGUCAAGAGAGAGUGACCGUCCUCCUCGUUGCCGUUGGCCAAGAGCUGUACCUACUGGACAACACGACCUGCUCCCCGGUGACCCUGCCUGGGCUGAGUCCUCACGCUGGCUCCUUCCUGCGGAUGGCGGUGUCCUUCAACUAUCGCUACCUGGCUCUCUUCACCGACACAGGAUACAUCUGGAUGGGGAAGUCCAACCUGAAGGAAAAACUGGGCGAGUCCAUCUGUGAAUUUCGAGCUCCGCCAAAGCAGAUGGUCUGGUGCACCCGCUCUCGAAGCAAGCAGCGUGCCGUGGUGAUGGCGUGGGAACGGCGCCUCCUUGUGGCUGGGGACGCAGAGCAGUGCAUUCAGUACCCUCUGGACGAGGAUUCGUACCUCGUGCCGGAGCUCGAUGGCGUGAGGAUCUUCUCCCGUUCCACCCACGAAUUCCUCCACGAGAUCCCAGAGGCCAGCCAGGAAGUCUUCAAGAUUGCAUCCAUGGCGCCAGGAGCAUUGCUGUUGGAAGCUCAGAAAGAGUAUGAGAAAGAGAGCCAGAAGGCCGACGAGUACCUGCGGGAGAUCAAGGACCAGAAUCUGCUCCCGGAGGCCGUGGAGCAAUGCAUCAGGGCGGCCAGCUACGAACACGAGCCCGAGAUCCAGAAAUCUCUCCUUCGGGCGGCCUCCUUUGGGAAAUGCUUCAUCGACAAGUUCCCUCCCGAGCGUUUUGUGGAGACGUGCAGGGGUCUGCGGGUGCUGAAUGCCAUCCGGGAUUACCAGAUCGGGAUCCCCCUCAGCUUUGACCAAUACACACAGGUCACCACGGAAGUUUUGCUGGACAGGCUGGUUCUGCGGAGACUUUACCCCAUCGCUAUCAAGAUCUGUGAGUACCUGCGUCUCUCAGAGUUCCAGGGGAUCAGCCGCAUCUUGGCGCACUGGGCCUGCUACAAGGUACAGCAGAAAGACAAAUCUGAUGAGGAAGUAGCUCAGGCCAUCAACCAGAAACUGGGCGAUACCCCCGGCAUCUCGUACUCUGAGAUCGCUGCCCGGGCAUACGAAUGCGGCCGGACAGAGCUGGCCAUUAAGCUGCUGGAGUACGAGCCCCGGUCUGGGAAGCAGGUUCCUUUGCUGCUGAAGAUGAAGAGGAGCCAGCUGGCACUUAGCAAGGCCAUCGAGAGCGGAGACACCGACUUGGUUUACACGGUCGUCUUGCACCUGAAGAAUGAGCUGAACCGCGGCGCCUUCUUCAUGACCCUGCAGAACCAGCCAGUGGCUUUGAGCCUCUAUCGCCAGUUCUGCAAAUACCAAGAGCUGGAUACGCUCAAAGACCUCUACAACCAAGACGACGACCACCAGGAGCUGGGCAACUUCCACGUGCGUGCCAGCUAUGCCAGUGAUAAGCAGAUCGACGGGCGGGUGGCCAGUUUGCAGAACGCAGUGGAUGAGUACUACAAAGCCAAGAACGAGUUUGCGGCCAAGGCCACCGAAGACCAGAUCAAGCUCCUCCGCAGCCAGCGGCGCCUCCAGGCCGACUUUGACAAGCCCUACCUGGACGAGUCCCUCCACGACACGGUCUACAACCUGAUCCUAGAGGGGAACCACAAGCGAGCGGAGCAGUUCUACCGCGACUUCAAGAUCCCCGACAAACGGUUCUGGUGGCUGAAGAUCAACGCCUUGGCUGAGCAAGGAGACUGGGAAGAGCUGGAGAAGUUCUCCAAGUCCAAGAAGUCCCCCAUUGGAUACCUGCCUUUUGUCGAGAUGAGCAUGAAGCACCACAACCGCCACGAAGCAAAGAAGUACGCCCCCCGCGUUGCCCCAGAACAGAGGGUGAAAGCCUUCCUUCUGGUAGGGGACUUGAGCCAGGCUUCUGAAGCCGCCAUCGAACGGAAGAACGAAGCAGAGAUGAAUCUCGUCCUCUCGAAGUGCACGGCGGCCGCAGACGCUUCUGUCGUUGCAAAGAUCAACCUCGCCAAAGCUCAGCUUGGAAAGAAGUAGGGGGGUCCCCACCUCCCCCCCCCCCCACCUUGC